Molecule: messenger RNA, 759 nt
Organism: Trichoderma breve
Lineage: Eukaryota; Fungi; Ascomycota; Sordariomycetes; Hypocreales; Hypocreaceae
Exons: 1
Coding region: 1-759 (252 amino acids)
Source: RefSeq, a predicted model, not a curated record
AUGGGUAGCGACUCGAAGGCUGUGUCGUGGCAGGACAACUCGUACAAGAAGGAGCAGAAGAAGGGCUCUUCUGCCAAUCAACAAGGAAGAAUGACUCCAUCCUCUCCCGAAAUCGAGCAAAACUCUAACGAGAGCACUGAAGCCACUGAUCCCAGCACCGUCAACCUCAAAGCCAACGUCUUCACCAAGGUUGCCAACACCUUUACGCUGCUCUUCAACAAGGACACCAGCCGCUACGACCGCCGCCCCGAGACUCCCGCUGGAUGGACCACCACAGGCGAACUAGGCUGUCUGCGCGCCGAGCAAGAUGCGCAGUACGAGCUCAUGGAGGAACUGGAGUUGAAGAUUGAGGAUCUGAAGAAGGAGGUUGACCAGCAGAAGCUGCUUAUCAAAGCAUACGAGACCAGGGUCAGCCAGAACGAGGAGCUUCUGCAGCACUGCAUGCAUUGGAUCAGCAUGGCCCAGAUCUUUGGUGACGUACCUGUUUCCAAGGAGCGGAUGAAUUGGAAGGCUGGUCGAGACGCGGCGCUAGUUGGGCCCGCUGGGGAGGAUGAUGAGGAUGGUGAUGAUGAUGAUAGUGGUGGUGAUGAAAACGGAGAAAUUGUUGAGGAUAUCAAUAUCAACAAUGGCAGGGAUGGCGAGGAUAUCAACGGUGCCAAGGAAAUCAAAGAUAUCAAAGAUACCCAGGUUGGAAAGGCUGCCAAGGAUGGCAACGUCUUCAAGUGCAUCCACGCACUCAAUGCAGACAAGGGCAUCUAA